AUGGAGGCGGGCCCGGGCGCCGCCGAGGGAAACGGACCCACGGCCGUGAUCCUGCCGCCCGGACCCGCUCGCGCCCGUGGGGAGUACGGGGUGCUUUGCAUUCAAGAAUACAGGAAAAGCAGCAAAGUGGAGUCAAGUGCACGGAAUAGCUUCAUGGGCUUGAAGGACCACCUGGAGCAUGACCUUGGCCACCUAUACAUGGAGGGCUCUGACCUACAGAUAAGUGCAGCUGUGCCUUGGCCUAUGGGAGAGAAACCAACAAUGGCUGCAGUCAGUGUGGGGAAGGAAGCGAAAGAGGUGUCUGAAGAGAACGUGAGCUCUGGUGACUCGGAAGAAAGCACAAAUUCUGAGCAUGAGUCAGAACAACUGUGUCGCCUCUCAGUAGAGCCGUGCGUAUUCCCCAAGACCCACAGGCAGCUAUGUCGGUCUCCCUGCUUAGACCCUCACCCGCUCAAACACAGUGACAUUUUGCAAGACUUUAAACCAGAAGAGUCCCAGACUACAUCCAAGGAAGUAAAGAAACCUCCUGAUGUGGUUCGAGAAUACCAAACAAAGCUGGAGUUUGCCCUUAAGUUAGGUUAUUCUGAAGAACAGGUCCAGCUUGUGCUAAACAAACUUGGUACUGAUGCUUUAAUCAAUGAUAUAUUGGGAGAACUUGUCAAACUUGGAAAUAAAAGUGAGGCUGAUCAAACAGUUAGUACUGUUAGCAGUGUAAUGCGGGAAACAUCAUCCCUGGAAGCUCAGAGGUCUGAGUCUCCAAUGCAAGAGAUUGUAACAGAUGAUGGUGAAAAUCUGAGACCAGUAGUGAUUGAUGGCAGCAAUGUGGCAAUGAGCCAUGGAAACAAAGAAGUAUUCUCCUGCCGAGGAAUAAAAUUGGCAGUGGAUUGGUUUUUGGAAAGAGGCCACAAAGACAUUACAGUUUUUGUUCCUGCUUGGAGAAAAGAGCAAUCCCGACCUGAUGCCCUUAUCACAGAUCAGGAAAUUUUACGGAAACUAGAAAAGGAGAAAAUCCUGGUAUUCACGCCGUCUCGGCGCGUCCAGGGCAGGCGAGUAGUGUGCUAUGACGACAGGUUCAUUGUGAAGCUGGCUUUUGAGUCUGACGGCAUAAUCGUGUCCAAUGAUAACUACAGAGAUUUGGCAAAUGAAAAACCGGAAUGGAAGAAGUUCAUAGAUGAACGGUUAUUGAUGUAUUCCUUUGUCAAUGACAAGUUCAUGCCCCCUGAUGACCCUCUGGGCAGACAUGGCCCAAGUCUGGAUAACUUUCUGAGGAAGAAACCCAUUGUCCCUGAGCACAAAAAGCAACCUUGUCCAUAUGGAAAGAAGUGUACCUACGGACAUAAGUGCAAAUAUUACCACCCAGAAAGGGGCAGCCAGCCUCAGCGCUCAGUUGCGGAUGAACUUCGUGCCAUGUCUAGAAACACAGCAGCCAAAGCUACAAAUGAAGGAGGACUGGUGAAAAGCAACAGUGUCCCUUGUAGCUCCAAGGCUGAUAGCACUUCGGACGUCAAACGAGGUGCUCCAAAGAGGCAGUCAGACCCAAGCAUAAGGACUCAUGCCUACCAAGACAUAGAGGAAAAGCUUCCCACCAAAAACAAAUUGGAAACCAGGUCUGUACCUUCCUUAGUUAGUAUCCCGGCCACUCCUACUGCAAAACCCCAAAGCACUCCAUCUUUAAGCAAUGGCCUUCCAUCUGGAGUUCAUUUCCCACCUCAGGAUCAAAGACCACAGGGACAGUACCCUCCAGUGAUGAUGGCAACCAAAAAUCAUGGAACGCCAAUGCCUUAUGAACAGUAUCCAAAAUGUGAGUCCCCUGUUGACGUUGGGUAUUACUCCAUGUUGAAUGCAUAUUCAAAUCUGAGUAUCUCAGGCCCCCGAAGUCCUGAAAGGCGUUUCUCGUUAGACACUGAUUACAGAGUCAGUUCUGUAGCUUCAGACUGCAGCAGUGAAGGGAGCAUGAGCUGUGGGAGCAGCGACUCCUACGUGGGGUACAGUGACCGGUCCUAUGUCAGCUCUCCUGACCCGCAGCUGGAAGAGAAUCUGAAGUGUCAACACAUGCACCCUCACAGCCGCCUUAAUUCCCAGCCCUUCCUGCACAAUUUACACGAGCCCCUAAGCAGAGUUCAGAGCUACAGUCAUGAAGAACCAAAGUACCAUCACAAGCGUCCUCUUCCACACUUGGCUGUGCAUCUGCAGCACCCCGCUGUGGGUGCGCGGUCCAGCUGUCCUGGCGACUACCCCUCUCCACCAAGUUCAGCACACUCUAAGGCGCCACACCUAGGAAGGUCCUUAGUGGCCACGAGAAUAGACAGCAUUUCUGAUUCUCGGCUCUAUGAUAGCUCUCCUUCAAGACAAAGAAAGCCUUACUCUCGCCAGGAAGGCCUAGGAAGCUGGGAUAGGCCAAGCUACGGGAUGGAUACAUACGGCUAUCGGCAGACUUACUCCUUACCCGAUAAUUCCACACCCCCCUGCUAUGAGUCGAUCACCUUCCAGAGCCUGCCUGAGCAGCAGGAGCCCACCUGGCGAAUCCCGUACUGUGCAAUGCCACAAGAUCCUCCAAGGUAUCAGGACAACCGAGAAAAGAUUUAUAUCAAUCUGUGCAACAUCUUCCCCCCUGACCUGGUGAGGCUCGUCAUGAAAAGGAAUCCUCACAUGACAGACGCCCAGCAGCUCGCAGCAGCCAUCUUAGUGGAGAAGUCACAGCUGGGCUAUUGAAAAGAUGAUGCAUCUUUGUGGUGUUGAGUAGUUUUUUGUUCAGCUCAGAUGCUGAGGGAGGUUUGCUACAAUAGCACAUGUGAUCUCCUUCUCAGCGGGGAGGUUAUAUAGUAUCCAUUUAUGUGAAAUACUGUAUCAUGGAAUCUGUAUGGAACCCCACUUGGUGGACGUAUCACGGGAUUGCUUUACAUUCAAACUUUUUUUUUUUUUUUUAACAUUUCCUUUUUAAAGCUAUACACUUGGCUGGAGAUUUCUCCAGUUUGAUUUAAUAGAUGUGUCUGUGAUCUUUGAUAUUCCUCUUUGGUGCAUCAGGGUUUAUAUGCAGCACUUUCUAUCCUUGUUUCCUGUCUUAUUAACUUGGUGUUUGUCUGUCAACUGCAAGCAAUUGCAGUACCUUCAGAAUGUGGAGGUACUGGACUAAACCUAGCAAACUAUUUCCUCAAGCCAAGCUUAACUAGAAUCCUUUACAGCUUUUUAAGUUAUUUUUAUUUGGGGAAAGUGGGCUUCUUUGUGCUAUAAUCAUUAUUUAUAGAAACAAAGAUAUACUACAGCACUGACUUUAUAUUUUAAACAAAAAGUAAGUUAACAGUUACAUUAAAUUGGGUAAUAGUAUAUGUUAGAAUGAUUUCCAGUGUGGCACUUUUGAUUAUUUUAUUUUUGUUUGGAUAUUUCCUGUUAAGAAAAUUAGUUAUUUUAAAUGGUCAGUUUAAAAGAAAGCAGAUACAAUCAAUGGAAAAAAAAUGUUUCCAUUUUCUUUUUAUGAAUAAGGCAAAAGCCGUAACUAUUACAAGUUAAAGCUUUGUUUUCCAGCUAAAAUGUGCUUUUUGACAGUAGAAAUGGGAUUGAAAUCCUAGAUUUCCAUUAACAUGUAUUUUUAAUGUCUGUCUUUUUGUGGGAGGCACAAUACUGGAUGAAUAACCCUUUCACAGUACUUGCCUAUUUUUAAUGAAUCUAGGUAUUCUCAAUGCAACUUUUAUAUUUAAUACACUCUAGCUUUCCUGCUAUUUAUUGAGGCUGGCCUGAGGUGGUCUGAUGUGUUGAGGAUAUGCAACAUUUAUUGGUACUGCACUAUAGAAAUGGCAACAGGACUUGUAAAUGGUAACUUAAUUUUUUUGUAAGAUAUUGUAUAUUUUCCAUUUUCCUGAAGGUAGUUUUUUUGGGGGCCUGUUAUAUUAUUAAGGCCAGACUCUUGCCACAAAUAGUGUAGUUUUAGAUACAGACUAAAGUCUGUUCUAGUAUUAGUAAGGGAUAUUUCUGGUUGUGAAGUCAUGGGUUUUGCUUGCUGUAGUGACCUUUCUGAGGAUUGGGAGAUGGAUUUAUGAUCAGUGCAGACAGGGCUGUGAUAGACAGAAGUUGUCUCUGGUUUUACUUGUUGUAAAGGACAAGUCUAGCUCUGAUCCUGUGGUGAGCCUGGAUGCCCUGGUCUAGGCAGUCCUGCAGCCUGAGAGAGGCAAAGCCCUGAAAACCAGAAAGUACCUUUUACUGUUGAUACAAAUUGUAUCUUUUUAACAAUAAAAACUAUUUUGAUUUGUAGAUCUAGUUAAAAACAUGAAUAUGUAACUAUAAUUAGACUUUUGGGCAACAUUUUAUCCCUUAUUUAAAUACAAAAUUUUAAAGGAAAAAUUGAAGUCUAGAAUAGGAUAGAA
Messenger RNA from Psammomys obesus (fat sand rat), 4358 nucleotides. RefSeq names its product zinc finger CCCH-type containing 12C (gene Zc3h12c). Gene Ontology annotation, molecular function: metal ion binding; mRNA binding; RNA endonuclease activity. The coding region runs from base 1 to 2712 and encodes 903 amino acids. The transcript is spliced from 6 exons. Gene Ontology annotation, cellular component: nucleus; cytoplasmic ribonucleoprotein granule. NCBI's taxonomy places the organism in Eukaryota, Metazoa, Chordata, Mammalia, Rodentia, Muridae. The record is from RefSeq and is a predicted model, not a curated record.